AUAUAUAUAGUAAUUUAGUUGUAGCUUUUCGAGUGUGUAAUAGUUGCGAAGUAGAGCGGGCAACUUAAGUGGCCCCCGGCCACAACUUGCACCACCUUGUUUGCAUGGCUACCAAAGUAGUGCGGAACCCCAGAGCUGAGACCCUAAGUGCUGUUGCAACCGCCGGCGGGAUGGCCCACACAGACACAUUGGAACAGUGCCAUAAAUGACAUGUGAUAGAUGGAUGGACACUUGGUGAGGGCUUUGGGGGAUUAGCCAGGAAUGUGGCCCAAAUGAAGCUGCACCCGCCUGCUGCCGUCUCCUGUAAUUAGGGCCCCUCGGGGCAGGUCCACAAGAGCCGUUGAUAGUAGCCAGCUCUGAGAGGAGGUAGCCCACACCCACCUCCUCCUACUUUCCAACCACUUUGCUCGGUUCUCUGGGCCCUCGGUUCUUUUAUUACGUAUACGCCCCGCUGGUUGAUGUGGAACAGCUCUUGAGGCGAGACAGCCAUCUGCCUCAAUAUUUGGUCUGGGCAAAUACGGAUUGUCCGAUUUCGAAUAUUUUUAUUGACUGAACGUAAGAGACUCGCGCCUCUCCCACGUGUGGUUGAAUUCAUAUACAUUUUGAUGGAGCUGGGACAAUAUUAACGAAUCGGAACUAAUAUCAUUCGUUCAACCAUGGCUUACGAGAGAAAACUAAAAAGUUAUACCCAUCAUCAUAAAUCGAUCGCUGCUAAGUGCUAAAAUAAGCCAACUCACUGCAGAUCAGGAAGUUUUAUCACAUCUUCUAAAAGAAUUUGCACAAAAUAUUCAACGCAUUGGAAUGUGAAAGUCACAAUGAAUAACGCCAGCUGAAGAAGACGUAAUCGGUUCAUUGGCCCCCGAAACCCGUAGUCUCGAGCCCCAUCGCUGAGGACUGGGAGCGGUCACCAUGCGACGUCCGAAAAUAUCCCUCAAGAAGUACUUCUAUUUCACACUGAUCUGCGCCCUCCUCCUCAUUUUCGUUUUCAAUCUCAAGGAGAGCGAAUUAUGGAAGACGCGGAGUUCCCGAUCGUCACAAAUAACCACACAGCAGCAGCACCACCAGCAUCUGCACCAACUGCAGUCCAUGGACGAGGAGCAUCCAGUGGCCACCAGUUCCACGCCGGCGCCAGUUGCACCCACUCUGCUCCCCGAAGUGGCGGAUAAUCUCGUCGAGGAGCCGGAACAGGCGGUUCUGGAGGAGGAGGAGACGGAGGCGGAUCGACUGCAAGAGCCGCCGGUGGAGAAGGCCUGGUUCUUCAAGAACGGAGAGUACUACCCAAAGCCAGCCAGGACCUACAGCAAUCGCAAGGCCAGGAAGCGCCAUGCCCCGCGUCUGCUGCCCCAUCAGGAUCCCUAUUCCGAUCGGAUCGUUAACCAGCUGAUGUACGUGCCGCAUAACUACGAGGAGAUCAAGUCCAGCGGCAAGCUGAAGACCAUCCUCCUCUACAAUGGACUGGGUCCGUGGAACGUGAAGAAGGGCCGCGACGUCUUCCUGAAAGCCAAGUGUCCCGUGGACACCUGCGAACUGACUGCCAAUCGCGAUCUGGCCAGCUCGGCCGACAUGAUCCUCUACAAGGACCACUACAUCCCCACGGGCAUCCGGCGGCCCAACAAUUCCAAGCAGGUCUCCAUGCUCUACUACCUGGAGUGCCCGUAUCAUACCCAGAACGUCAAGGUGCCCGAUGCCAUCAAUUGGACGGCCACCUACAGACGGGACAGUACUAUUGUUGCGCCCUAUGAAAAAUGGCAGUACUACGAUACAAAGGUGCAGCAGCAGGAGCAGGAUAUCAACUACUCCGUCAAUAAGACCAAGAAAGUGGCUUGGUUUGUGUCCAACUGUGGAGCGAGGAAUGGCCGGCUCCAGUACGCCCAUGAACUGCAAAAGCACAUCGAGGUUGACAUCUAUGGGGCUUGUGGCAACUUCAAGUGCUCGCGGAGCACGGCGGACAAGUGCUUUGAGAUACUGGACAACGACUACAAGUUCUACCUGGCGUUCGAGAACUCCAACUGCAAGGACUACAUCACAGAGAAGUUCUUCGUAAAUGCGCUGAACAGAAGGGUUCUGCCAAUCGUGAUGGGGGCCCGGCCGGAGGAUUAUGAGGUGAGUGCCCCACGGAGGUCCUACAUCCACGUAGACGAGUUCGCCUCGCCCAAGGAGCUGGCGGAGUAUCUGCGCAUCCUGGAUCGCGACGACGAGCUGUACAACUCGUACUUCAAGUGGAAGGGCACCGGGGAGUUCAUCAACACGUACUACUGGUGCCGGGUGUGCGCCACGCUCCACAACGAGGAGCAGCUGAGGAAACCCCGGUGGUACACGGAUCUCAACGACUGGUGGCGGGGACCCGGAGUCUGCACGACGAGAUCCUGGCGGAACUUUAAGGCGCGCAAGGAUGUUAUCAGCGACUCCAGCGAUGACUGAGUCCAAGUCCUCGACGCGAUCCAGAUCGUGGGCAUGGGCUUUCCGUAGACCACAAGUCAUCAUCAUCAGUGAGUCCCUUGUUUUUGAAUUGCUGUUUCGCAGGUAUCACCAUCUCUACUUUCACUAUCACUAUACACCGGAUGGGUCUAUUUUGUUUCCAGAAAAAAUGUGCGAUAUAAGGUCUUUAAAUAAUUGCCCUCUUCAUUUUAGAUUCGAAAAAAUGCCAAAUCUAUAGAUAAUACUAAAAACAAUUCUCGUAAGGUCUCAAAAAAAAUUUUUUGGGAUUAUAGACUCUGGUUUAUUUAUGUAUUCCGCGUAUAUGUAUAUGUCAGUGAAUUCUAGUGAAUGUUUGAUAUUAUCAAUCAAAAUUUCAAGACCUUUAGUCGCACACAAAAUUGUCUUUAAUCAAAAAAAUCGGCCCAUCCUUUGCUAAUCCAUGUGUAAAUGGUCGCUUCGUUUUUGUCGGAGUUUUACGUAAAUGUUUUUUGUAGUUAGUUAGUAAGUAAACCGAUCCUCGGAGCUGGGCACGCCCUGAAAAAUCGAAUAAGACCGAGGAGGCACGAGGUGAGGAAUGUUCAAGCACUAUCCCAUAGAUCCCGUGCCGAUCGUUGUAACAUAUACAAUACCAGAUGCAUAAGAGAACGUAGAAACCUAGCCUAGUUAUAUAUGGAUAUACAAAUGAUAUGUAUACAUAGUUCGGUAAUUUAUAUAGUUGUUUAAACCAAAAGCAAGUCCAAAAUAGACCAUAAUAAGGUAAAGAGAGGCAAGCCAGUAAAAGUAGUUUCGCAUUAUCAAGCUUAACUACGUUGAGAAGAGGCAUCAGCUAAAUAGCUUAGAUCUUUUGUAAGUGUUUUUGUAAGCAACCAGCAAGUGAUGGCUCGAUCUGAAGUGUGUUGCCUGUUAAUCGAGCACAUUUUCCUUUCCCCUUUUGAUUUUCGGUCUUAGAUCUUGUCUAGCCUGGCUUUUAGUUUAAAUGUUAGCUGUAGAGAGCUACUUGAAAAGGUUUCCCAGCCUGUUGACUAACUACUUACUCUAUAACCGAUUCGCACAAGCUAACAUAUAUAUCUGAUCUAAUACAAAUACAAUCUGCAUUCCUAUUUUCACAAAAUAACAUAUGACGUAUUAUUUCAAUUCAAACAGCGCAUAUGUGUGUUUUUACAAAUUUUAGCAAUAUUUGUAUUUAUUGAGUAACAUUUAAUUUAUAAGUAUUGAAUAAUAUCAUCUGUGUGUGUAUUUUGAUUGUGAACUUGUUUUAAUUUUAAUUUUUACUGUGAUACAAAAAAUAAUAACAUAAUAAACAAGAAUUAAACAGUGGC
Molecule: messenger RNA, 3737 nt
Organism: Drosophila subpulchrella
Lineage: Eukaryota; Metazoa; Arthropoda; Insecta; Diptera; Drosophilidae
Gene: FucTA
Product: glycoprotein 3-alpha-L-fucosyltransferase A
Exons: 5
Coding region: 910-2421 (503 amino acids)
Cellular component (GO): membrane
Molecular function (GO): alpha-(1->3)-fucosyltransferase activity
Source: RefSeq, a predicted model, not a curated record